This is a messenger RNA of Salarias fasciatus (jewelled blenny), 2503 nucleotides long. RefSeq names its product zinc finger protein OZF-like. The transcript has a single exon. Bases 118 to 1365 code for a protein of 415 amino acids. The record is from RefSeq and is a predicted model, not a curated record. NCBI's taxonomy places the organism in Eukaryota, Metazoa, Chordata, Actinopteri, Blenniiformes, Blenniidae.
CCUCCACAGAUCAAACAGGAAGAAGAAGAACCAGAACCUCCACAGAUCAAACAGGAAGAAGAAGAACCAGAACCUCCACAGAUCAAACAGGAAGAAGAAGAACCAGAACCUCCACAGAUGGAGGAACAGGAGGUUCUGGGUACCAGGCAGGAGGGAGAGCAGCUUAUUCUUAAGUUUGAGAGUGAAAGUGACCUGAGAGAACCAGAAGAAGUACGGGACACUGAGCAGCUCCUCUCUCAGGACUCUGAAGGUGAAAAGCUUUGUGAGGAAACAUGUGGUGAACCUGUCCGCAAAAAAACAAAAAUACAUCCAAAGGCAGGAGCGGACACUGACAAGAGGAAAACUUGCGAAACAUGUGGGAAAAGUUUACGUGAUCAGAGCUCUUUAUUGGUCCACAUGAGAUCUCACACAGGUGAGAAGCCGUUUCCUUGUGAAACAUGUGGGAAAAGUUUCACUCGUCAGAGUACUUUGUUAGUCCACAUAAGAUCUCACACAGGUGAGAAGCCAUAUCCUUGUGAAAUAUGUGGGAAAUGUUUUAUUAACCGGAGUCAUUUGUUGGUCCACAUGAGAUCUCACACAGGUGAGAAGCCAUAUCCUUGUGAAACAUGUGGGAAAAGUUUCAGUCAAAAGAACGCUUUAUUGGUCCACAACAGAUCUCACACAGGUGAGAAGCCAUAUCCUUGUGAAACAUGUGGGAAAAGUUUCAGUCAAAAGAAUGCUUUAUUGGUCCACAACAGAUGUCACACAGGUGAGAAGCCAUAUCCUUGUGAAACAUGUGGGAAAAGUUUCAUUGACCGGAGUUAUUUGUUGCGCCACAUGAGAUCUCACACAGGUGAGAGGCCAUAUCCUUGUGAAACCUGUGGAAAACGUUUCAGUCGUCAGAGUGCUUUAUUGGAUCACAUGAGAUCUCACACAGGUGAGAAGCCGCAUCCUUGUGAAACAUGUGGGAAAACUUUCAUUACCCAGACUCAGUUGUUGCGCCACAUGAGAUCUCACACAGGUGAGAAGCCAUAUCCUUGUGAAACAUGUGGGAAAAGUUUCGAUAAACGGAGUCAUUUGUUGGCUCACACGAGAUCUCACACAGGUGAGAAGCCGUAUCCUUGUGAAACAUGUGGGAAAAGUUUCAGUCGUAACAGUCAUUUGUUGCGUCACAUAAGAUCUCACACAGGUGAGAAGCCAUAUCCUUGUGAAACAUGUGACAAAAGUUUCAUUACCCGGAGUUAUCUGUUGCGCCACAUGAGAUCUCACACAGGUGAGAAGCCAUAUCCUUGUGAAACAUGCAGAAAAAGUUUCAGUCGUCGGAGUGCUUUAUUGGUCCACAAGAGAUCUCACACAGGUGAGAAGCCAUAUCGUGAAACGUGGUAAAAGUUUCGGUCAUCGUUCAUUGCUGCACCACAUGAAAAUUCACUUGGAGAUGAGGUGAUGAAAGAUUAUCGAAGAUCUCAUUGGCCCAGUUUACAAGCGUCUUUUUUCAUUGAAAACAAUCUUAUUAAACGUAGUUGUAAACAUGUACGGCUUACAAAGCGAACCACGAUCAAUCCUCAUUUACAAGGGUCCUGGGUGAAGCGGAUUAUACUUCGUCCUAUGACAUACGCACAAAAUCUCUUGCUGAACUUUCAGGUCUUUCGCUUUGCAGCCAUCAGUCCUCAGUGCCGAGCAGAGUGUUUUUAUCUGCUGGAUAACUGCUCAAAAAAUAUUCCAACAUCUCCAUGAUACGUUGCUCAGAGAGCUCCUCCCCCAACCAGAGUCCCGCCCUGCCGGCACAUCCCGGUGUAAAGCACCGGGGCUCAGCUCUGCCGAUGUUUCGAAUUAACUGGUGUCCUUGUUAAGUUGUGACCAACAGAUGUUGAAAUACCGACUGAAACUUAAGUGAUGCUGGCAAACGGUCAUCUACAUUUACGGCAUGUGUUUACACGGAAGUCCACCGUCACUCGUUAACAUGGGAACCAGCUAAUCCAGAGCACCGGCUGUUCGGACUGCUCGUAGUGUGCCUUGGAGCUCUUUGAACAACUCGCUGCUGUGUGAUUUGUGGCUGUCUCGCCUCUCUAGUGUUUGUUCUCCUGGGGUUGUUAUUAAAAACGUGUUUCUCAACCACCGUCCAGUUUUUCUUCUUGUUUUUGACUGUCCUGCUUCCCGUUUACUGUGCACAUCAUCACGUCACUACGUUUGAAGGAGCGCAUGUGUGGAACAAAUAAUCCCCCGUUUAUUCAGUUCCGCUGUCAGUGUUUGUAUGAGACCCAGAGUGGAUUAGAUCAGUGCAGAAUACCUCGUACAAUCGGAUCUGAAAUACAAUCCACUCCGAGUGAAACAGAUCUACUCGGUGUUUAUCUGACACAUCAAUCCGCUUCACCUACGUUCCGAUUGUACGGGUCGCAUGUAAACAUGGCCAUUGAGGAAGUUCAUCUGUAGCUCCAAAUCAUUAAACAUCACCAGUUUAACCCUGUUCAGACUGUUCAAGUGUUUUUUGUGUAAAAAUGUGUUUUUCAGAAAUAGCAAUAAAAUG